Molecule: messenger RNA, 2330 nt
Organism: Zalophus californianus (California sea lion)
Lineage: Eukaryota; Metazoa; Chordata; Mammalia; Carnivora; Otariidae
Gene: B3GLCT
Product: beta 3-glucosyltransferase
Exons: 15
Coding region: 508-2007 (499 amino acids)
Cellular component (GO): membrane
Molecular function (GO): acetylglucosaminyltransferase activity
Source: RefSeq, a predicted model, not a curated record
CUUUGGGAGUAAGAAGGUAAACCUGAUCUACUCCAGGAGAUCCAGGAAAGGGACGUGGAGUAAGAAGCAGACCUACUGAUCCACUCCAGGAGAUCCAGGAAAGGGAGGUGGAGUAAGGUGGGAGGACAGGAAAGUAGAAGAGGGGGCCUAGGUAAGGAGAAGGAAAAAAAGGACUGGAGACUAAUGGCCUGAGGGAGCCGAGGCCACAAGCCUGGAAGUGGGUCGCUGUCCCAUCGGAGGUGCAGCCUCCUCUACCCUCAACGGGCGGCGGAACCCCAGGAACAGCCGCGAGCCACAACCAACGGCCCGAGAGCCGGCACGAGGGCGCUCCCGAAGUCGGCCGCCAGAGGGCGCGGCCGGAGCCGGCGCGGCGAAGCCCGAGGAGGGAGGAGGGGAGCCGGCGGAGAAGGGUCAGCCGCGGCGGCAGGGGCGGCAGCGGCGCAGCUCUGCUCCCCGCGCGUCUCCCGUCCCCGCGCCCCAGUAGGGCGCGCAGCUCCCGCCGCCGGGAUGCUGCCGCCCGCUCGCCGCGACCGCCGCCUCGCGUUCCCGGCACUGCUCUCGCUCCUCACCUGCUCCCUGGCUUUUGCUUUGGUUUCUGAAGAUACAAAGAAAGAGGUCAAGCAAUCUAAGAAUUUGGAGAAAAGUGGUGUCUCAAGGAAAAAUGACAUAGAUUUAAAAGGAAUUGUAUUUGUCAUCCAGAGUCAAAGUAAUUCUUUUCAUGCAAAGAGAGCAGAACAGUUAAAAAAAAGCAUCUUAAAGCAAGCAGCAAAUCUUACACAGGAACUCCCCAGAGUCCUUCUUCUUCAUCAGCUGUCUAAGCAAGAAGGUGCAUGGACCAUACUUCCAUUGUUACCACACUUUUCUGUAACAUAUAGCAGAAAUUCAUCGUGGAUUUUCUUCUGUGAAGAGGAGACAAGAAUACAAAUUCCAGAACUCUUAGAAACACUCAGAAGAUAUGACCCGUCAAAGGAAUGGUUUUUAGGAAAAGCAUUACAUGAUGAAGAAUCGACAAUAAUUCACCAUUAUGCCUUUUCUGAAAAUCCUACAAUUUUUAAAUAUCCAGACUUUGCUGCUGGCUGGGCCCUUAGUAUUCCACUUGUAAACAAGCUUACCAAGAGGUUAAAGAGUGAAUCCCUGAAAUCCGACUUUACGAUAGAUUUAAAACAUGAGAUUGCCCUCUACAUCUGGGACAAAGGCGAUGGGCCUCCCCUCACUCCAGUGCCUGAGUUCUGUACAGAUGCUGUGGACUCCUACUGUGCCACCACAUUCCAUUCUUUUCUACCACUCUGUGGAAAUCCAGUGAAGAAAGAGGAUAUAUUUUUUGCAGUAAAAACAUGCAAGAAAUUUCAUGGUGAUAGAAUCCCCAUUGUAAAGCAGACCUGGGCGGGCCAGGCAAGUGUCAUUGAAUACUACAGUGAUCACGCAGAAAGUUCCAUUCCUACAGUAGAUCUGGGGAUUCCCAAUACAGAUAGAGGUCAUUGUGGAAAGACAUUUGCCAUUUUGGAAAAAUUUCUGAAUCACAGCCAUGACGAAAUAGCAUGGUUGGUCAUUGUGGAUGAUGAUACAUUAAUAAGCAUCUCCAGGCUCCAGCACUUGCUUAGCUGUUAUGACUCCAGCGAACCAGUGUUUCUGGGAGAGCGGUACGGCUAUGGCCUGGGCACUGGCGGCUACAGCUACAUCACCGGAGGAGGAGGAAUGGUCUUCAGCAGAGAAGCAAUCAGGAGACUUCUCGCGAGUAAAUGUCGCUGCUACAGCAAUGAUGCCCCUGACGAUAUGGUCCUAGGAAUGUGCUUUAGUGGGUUGGGAAUCCCUGUGACACACAGCCCUCUCUUCCAUCAGGCUCGGCCCGUGGAUUAUCCCAGGGACUACCUUUCUCACCAAGUUCCCGUAUCCUUUCAUAAACACUGGAACAUCGAUCCAGUAAAAGUGUAUUUCACGUGGUUGGCACCCAGGGAGGAAGACAAAGCCAGGCAGGAGACAAAGAAAGGCCUUAAGGAAGAGUUAUAAAACAUGCCGGCCUGUGAGCACAGUUUGGGUCAGAGACAGAAUUGGAGACUGGCCUAGUCCUGCUGAGCUGUGAUCAUUACUGCUUCCGCGUGCCACACGGCAUUGGAAGCCUUCUGACUUUAGGUGGAAGUUACGUAUAUGGUAUUUUUUGAGGGGGGAGGAAGCAGAGUCAUAGGGAAAACAGAUUUUUUUUUUCUGGGAAAAAAAUCAUUUGCUUUUUGCAUUAUGCAGUUACUGUACUAUACCACGAUUACUCUGUAUUUUUCAAGCUGUGAUACAGCAGCUUUAUUACUGUCACAGAAAAAUAAAUGGUACCAGAAGUC